UGAACUGACGCCUGUUAGUUUCUGCGUUUAGAAAAAGUUGCGAAAUAUAAUUUUAAAAAAAGAAAGGAAGUUAAGAUAGCACAACACUGCAAUCAAAAUAGAAAAUGCAUCCGCCAUAGCUACACUUCAUCGAGAAUAUAAACGUAAAAAUGCCAGAAAAAGUACAGUUCACUCCGAACAAAAAGGAAGAUGCCUUUGCGACUUUGAUUGGACAUUUCGGCAAAUGGCAGUUCCUGGUGAUAGUGACGGUGUCGCUAGUGAAGCUGUCUUCAGCAUGGGUGCAAAUGGCGAUCAUAUUCCUGACCCCGAACUUGGUGUUCUGGUGCAAGGACUUCGGGGACAACUCUAGCAGAGUGGGCAAAAACAUGACUUGCUACGCCGACUGCGCGGAGUACGGGUACGACAGCGCGCCGUUCGAGAACACCAUCAUCACGCAGUGGGGGCUGGUAUGCGAGCGCACGUGGAUGGCGAGCUUCGCGCAGAUGGUGUUACAGCUGGGGGUCUUGCUGGGCAGCGUCAUGUUCGGGUUCCUCUCUGACAGAUACGGCAGAAAGAACGCGUUCCUAGCAGCAAUCACUUCAGUCAUUGCAGUCGGAUUCGCUGUCCCGUUCCCUUCCAACUACAUCGCCUUCGCGUUCCUAAGAUUCCUUUUAGGAGUCGCAGCGUCUGGAACUAUGGUCAUCUCUUUCGUCAUAAUUAUGGAGACUGUUGGGAUUAAGUACAGAGAGAUAUGCGGCUGUCUCUUUCAAAUCCCGUUUAUUAUGGGGCAUAUAACGAUACCGAUUUUCGCGUAUUACUACAGGAGUUGGAACACGUACAGUUUGGCGAUGGCGGUGCCUCCGCUGAUAUAUUUGGGGUACUUCUUCGUGUUGUCGGAGUCACCGCGCUGGUUGGUCAGCGUGGGCAAGGUUGAGCAGGCGUCGAAGAUUGUGAGCAGAGCUGCGGAGAUGAACGGUCUCCCCGCAGAAAAUGUACGGGAAACGUUAAAGAAGAUGUCUGAAGAAAUAAAGGAAAAGUCUUCCGCAGUGAAGCCGAACUACAGUGAUCUCUUUAAAGCUGGCCUUCUGAUGAAAACUGUCAGCUCCUGUACCAUUUGGACGAUCAUUGGACUAACGUACUUCGGGUUCAACCAGUACAUCAGUCAGACCAGUAAAGAUCCAUUCAUUACUGUUGCAACUGUUGGACUUAUUCAGGCACCAGCAGUAUUUGCAUCCGUUUUGCUCCUGAAAAUUUUUGGACGCAAGACAGUGUGCGUUACAUUUUUCGCUUUGGGCGGAUUAUGCGUUCUGGCUUUGGGAGUCGUUCCGAAGAUAUUCUGGAUAACUUUGACCUUGGGCUGCAUCGGAGGUAGCUGUGUGACAAUAGUGUGUACAAGUCUGCAUAUAUAUUCAUCAGAGCUGUUCCCCACUGUUGUGAGGAACAUGGGCAUGGGAGCAUGUUCGACAAGCAUGCGCGUUGGAUCCAUGCUAGCGCCGUUUGUCUCCGAUUUGUCUAAGACGGUGCCGUGGAUGCCGACAGUCAUUGUCGGUCUGGCGCCGCUCUUUGGUGCGUUGGUCUGUCUCUUGCUGCCGGAGACCAAAGGAUUAGCGUUGCCGGAUAGUAUUGAAGAAGUAAAAAAUCAUGAUUUAGAACGUCUCAACGAAGCUGAGCUUUAGGGGUUAGCAUCUUAACUGAUCAUAAGGCCUUCGAUCUAUUUCCAAGUAGGCCUCAAACAUUGUUAUUUUCUGCUAAUAUAUCCUUAGGUCAUCAACAUCAUCGUUGUCCACAUGUUCACUGCUGGACUAAAGGCCUCUCCCAACUGGAGGAUUUGCCCAAAAUCACUACGUAAGAGUUUACUCUUUCCAUGCCCAAUCCAAUCCUUAGGUAAAUAAAUAAAAAAUAUCCUCGGUGCUAUAUUUAGUUGAAGCUGUAAUUUUUUAUGUUACUAUUAGUUAGGUUGGUAUUCAUUAAAGUUUGAAACAUU
Molecule: messenger RNA, 1963 nt
Organism: Pararge aegeria (speckled wood butterfly)
Lineage: Eukaryota; Metazoa; Arthropoda; Insecta; Lepidoptera; Nymphalidae
Product: solute carrier family 22 member 12-like
Exons: 5
Coding region: 150-1655 (501 amino acids)
Biological process (GO): transmembrane transport
Cellular component (GO): membrane
Molecular function (GO): transmembrane transporter activity
Source: RefSeq, a predicted model, not a curated record